CGGCGGCGGCGGCGGGGGCUCCCGGACCCGUUAUCCGGGCGCGGUUCUCCACCAUGUGCCUCGGGCCGGAGAGGAGGCCCGACUCCCAGCCCGGCCGAGCGACGCUGAGUUAGAGCCACGGCUUGGGCGCCCGCUGUCCUCGUGGAGGGCUGCCCCGGACCCGGACGACCGACUCUCUGCGCUCCGCCACCGGGACGGGAAGAGGGGCCCGCGAUGGCCAAUCACGUGGACCUCCUGACCGAGCUCCAGCUGUUGGAGAAGGUGCCCACCCUGGAGAGGCUGCGAGCGGCGCAGAAACGCCGGGCCCAGCAGCUGAAGAAGUGGGCUCAGUACGAGAAGGAGUGGCAGCACAAGAAGAGGAAGCCCGAGAGGAAGAGGAGCGCCGGUAGCCGGAAGAAGGUGGCCUUCGAGGCCAGCGUGGCUCUGCUCGAGGCUUCUCUGAGAAACGACGCGGAGGAAGUGCGGUACUUACUGAAGAAUAAAAUCAGCCCAGAUCUGUGCAAUGAGGACGGACUGACUGCACUGCAUCAGUGCUGCAUAGACAACUUUGAGGAGAUCGUUAAGCUGCUCCUGAACCACGGGGCCAACGUCAACGCCAAGGACAACGAGUUGUGGACCCCCUUGCAUGCGGCUGCCACGUGCGGGCACAUCAACCUCGUGAAGAUCCUCAUUCAGUAUGGGGCGGAUUUGCUGGCGGUCAACUCCGACGGAAACAUGCCCUACGACCUCUGCGAAGAUGAGCCAACCCUAGAUGUCAUCGAAACCUGCAUGGCCUACCAGGGCAUCACGCAGGAGAAGAUCAACGAGAUGCGAGCAGCUCCAGAGCAGCAGAUGAUCUCCGACAUCCACUGUAUGAUAGCGGCCGGUCAGAACCUGGACUGGACUGACGCCCAGGGGGCCACACUGCUGCACAUAGCUGGGGCCAACGGCUACUUGCACGCAGCCGAACUCCUGCUGGAUCAUGGCGUGAGAGUGGACAUAAAGGACUGGGAUGGCUGGGAACCCCUUCACGCCGCCGCCUUCUGGGGACAGAUGCAGAUGGCUGAGCUACUAGUGUCCCACGGCGCCAGUCUCAGUGCCAGGACAUCCAUGGAUGAAAUGCCAAUAGACCUCUGCGAAGAAGAAGAGUUCAAAGUGCUGUUGCUGGAGCUGAAGCACAAGCAUGACGUGAUCAUGAAAUCGCAGCUGAGGCACAAGUCAUCCCUGAGCCGGCGAACGUCGAGCGCCGGGAGCCGGGGGAAGGUGGUGAGGAGGGCCAGCCUCUCGGACCGAACAAACCUGUACAGGAAGGAGUACGAGAAAGAGGCUAUCGUCUGGCAGCAGAUGGGAGUGGCAGAAGAGCAGAGGACCUCAGGCUACAACGGGGACAUGAGAGAGACGCGGACAGAUCAGGAGAACAAGGACCCGAACUCCACCUUGGAGAAGCCCAUGCUCCUUUCCGAAUUAGCCACCAAAUGCACCCUGGGGGACGCGGAGCUGCCUCUCCCGAACGGCCUCCGGGCUCCGGUCGGCGCUUACCAGUACUCGCUCUCCAACGGGGACAUUUGGAAAGUGCACGAGGUGCCGGAUUACGGCCUGAGCCAGGCGCUCCCCUACGGCAGCCCGGGCCUCCCCGACACCCAGCAGCUUUGGAACGGCUACAAAGAGCAGAGCCACCAGACCCUCUCGGAGCUGAAGCGGCAGAGGGCCGCGGCCAAGCUGCUCAACCACCCCUUCCUAAGCACCCACCUCGGCGGCGGAGGGAUGGGGGGGCGGGGCGAGAGCGGCGGCGAGACCAAGGCCCACCUGCUCGGCACCCGGACUUCACCCUACAGCGCCAACGGGACGUCGGUUUAUUACACGGUGUCCAGCGGGGACCCGCCGCUCUUAAAAUUCAAAGCUCCCAUGGAGGAAAUGGAAGAGAAGGUGCACGGGUGCUGUAGGAUCUCUUAAUCGGGCCGAAAGAUGUCUCCCGCCCGGGAGAGAGAGAGAGAGAGAGAGAGAGAGAGAGAGAGAGACACCCCCCGAUCAGAAGCUCUGCAUUUCUCGGCGUGGUUCGCACCCGGCAACCCGAUGGGUGGAUUUCAUUAGAAGGCACCUGGGAUGUGGGCACAUUUCAUUUUUUUAGGGCGGCUGUUUGCCAUUUCUCGCCCCGCCCCGAGAUUUUGGAAAGCUCACUGCUGGCGGGGCCGUCUCGUUCACUCACCCGGGACCGAACGUGCCACAGUUUCGAAUGGAAAGACACCACUCAUCGGCCCCUUGACAGGCGGCCACUGAACUUUUGCAAAGUGACGUGACUACCGUACUACCGCUCUGCACUUGUUAAGCGCUUUCUGGUUCACCUUCUCCUACCCGGCUCUGCCGCGUGGCCCCCCCCCCCCCCGCGGCAGUUUUGCCAAAUCCGAGCUUGGCCGGCGCAGGCAGUCGCGAGCCCGGGCCAACUGGGCCCCCGUGCAUGUAAAUUCCUAUUUGCGUACGCAAGUCAGUGAUGCGCACAAGUCAUCGUGGAGGACGCCCAGGGGACAGGGGGAUGUGUGAGCUUUGGAGUCCCGUUUCAAAAUCUGGUCGUACCGAGGGAGGGUCCAAGGGCCAGAGGUUCCCAGCCAGCUUUGUCUUGCUCUGAUGCUAUUUUAAAACGACGAAGUAACAACGCAAUUUAAACUGACUCUGCAAGGGACGCCGUCAACAGAAUUCCUUGCCUGGAUGGUCAGGGCCACUUUAGAUUCUGAAAAAAACAGGGGAGAGGGAAAUCCAGUCGAUUGUUUUACCCCAGCUGGGGCUGGGUGUGGUUUCUGUUUUACACAGUCCAUCACAGCGAAACGAAGGGACCCAUUGCAUUUGCUAGGUUCUCCUAGACUUUUAGUGUGCUAGGGAAAUGAUUAAGUUUGGGAAUUGUUUUCCUUUUUUUUAAAAAAAAAAUUAUGAAAACAUUUCUGUUCUACAUUUUGUUGAAUCAUCUGUCUGGAUCCCUUUCUACCGUUUAAAUGGCGCAAUCUCUGACGGCGGGAGCCCUCCGCUUGCUGGGAAGCCUCGUCGCCCUCUUCGACGUCAGCUGCCAGCAAAGGUUUUGAAAUGCCAGGUUGAGUGCCCAACGCAUUCCCCUUCGCGUCCACGCACCUCUUUCAUGCACGCCGGGCACCCCUCGAGGCUAGUGGAACAGAGAUUCAUGGGACGUAGGAGGUUCUUUCUCAGAAAAAAAGAAGCUUCUCCCCUAAAUGCAGUGAACGGGAGCAGCAGCACUUCUCUUGUCUGUAGUAAUCCUUCUUGAAUUGGGCUGACCGAUCCCUAUGGCUCUCGAUGGGGUUGAGACCCUAGUGUCUUCCUCUCCCAGGAGAGCAGCACCCUUUUUCCCUCACCAGGUACAACCUGCCUUGAACGGAAAGAGACGACGGUUAAAAUGGAGGUUAGCUUUCUCUGGGUCGGGCUCAAAGCCACCCGCGUUUCCCAGAUAAGGGAACCUAUGGAGGCGUUCCCUCAGAGCACGUGCUGAGUGGGCUGGCUUUUAUUGCAUCCUUUCCUUAGGUGCCUCAGCCAGUGCUAACGGCGGUUAACACAGAGCUCGCGCUGAAGAGUGAGGCUUAGAUGAUUGCGGCGCUUCACAACCCAAAACCCUCUGGAAAGUCCACAGGACACCGGGCGACUUAAACCCUCUUGCCCCCCCGACCCUCACGGGGGCAAGAUCGGAGAUGGAGCUGCCUGAGGGAGAUGGAGAAGGCUGUCCGGCGAGGCGGAGCCCUAUCGGGUUUGAGAUGAGUCGUCGUCAGAUGGGAGCCAAAUCUAACCCGGUCCAGGUAGGCGAAUGUCUGGAGUGGCCCUCUGCUGGCUUGCCCACCCUAGAGUGGGCACAGUGUAGCGGCGAGCACUCUGAGGACUUCCUAGUUCGAUGUAAAUACGUUGUGACACGGGACCGAUCUACUGAAGAAUGAUAGCCUCCCGGUCAGAAAGCACAGGCUAUCAAAGGACAUGAACUGGGGGUUGGGGCUGGGUAGUGGAAAAAUGCACUGAAAUUCCUGCAGCUCAUUUUGCUCUCCCUCUGCCCAUCCUGAGCUUCCUAGUGCAGGCAGGGAAGUGGACGGAAAGUCCUUCAUCUCCGCUCCCUGAGAAGCAGGGGGAUUUUUUCUGUCACCCAGACGCAAUCUGCUGGGUACCCCCGACCUGGGCGUGCCCGGGGUUUAUGGGAACUCAGCGUCAGCCCGCUUACGUCGAGGCGGGUUCUUGAAGGGGAUUGGAGGAGGCAGAGGAGGAGGAAGAGGGGGAGCGAACGCUGUAGCCAAAUCCUAGAGAGGAGGGAGCAUCACGAGUAGUAAUCUACCUGGGACACGGUUGCUCUGCCCUAGCGGAGGUUUCAUGUCCUUUGUGCCUUUAUCCAAGCGUUCAGUCGGUAGCAGAUGGAGCUUGAUGAAGCCCAGGGUUGGGCGAUCGAAGGUGCCCCCUUCAGCAGAAGAAAAAGAAUCAGCGAUACCUUGCAACAGAGUUUCAGCAGGUGCAAUUUGAGGGCUGUAUAUCUUUCAGACUCGGGAGGCUGAACUGAUCUUCCCCUGUUACCCCACAGAUCCAGGAAGAACAUAUGGAAACAGGGCAACUUAAAGGCACAUUCACUGCUGUGGGAAAAGAAUUUCCCCGAAGCGUUAUGCGUAGGGCUGUGCCUUAGUUCACUCGGGAGGGAAAAGUCUACCAAUCUGUGGCUUGUGAUCAGCCUCCGCUCCCAGCGCUAUUUCUUGGGUCAGUCCACCUCCCUCGCUGCUUGCCAUCCAGCAGUCUCUCGCUCACCCGGUUUCCCUUCGGCUUUCUCGGUCAGUCCGGCGGCUAAAACCCAUCUUUAGAUUGGUGCUUCUCUGUCGGCUCCGCUGCCGUGUGGUUCCAACCGAAAGGGGCCGAUUAGCUAUACGUGGGGGGUGCGAGUUGCCGCCAGAGCUCGGAUGGGAGCCAGGUAGAGCAGCGUUUUGCGUCGGCCGUUGUUAAAAGGCGGGAUUCUGUCUGAGGCCGAACGAAGGCCCACUAGACUUUCUUAAUUGGGCUAGUUUGAAAAUCUUUACUUGCCUCGUUUCUCUUCCCUUUCUUUCGGGUGGUCCUUCUCUCAGCUGGGUGAGAUUUUUUUUACGGGUUUUGGGUUUUGUUUUGUGUUUUUCCCCAGUGAGAUUUCUGGCAAGAAAUCGUGGGGCUGAGCAUGCGUUCAGUCUUUAAAACUAGAAAAGAUACACUUGGGGGUGGGGUGUUUCUGGUGUCGAUCUGGCAGAGAGCACGAUGGGGGAGAAUUGGAAGACCAGGCCCCAAGCCAAUGCGAAGUCUGACUCUUGAAAACAAGGGAGACCCCUUUUUCUCACUAGUAAAAUGAUGGACAUUUGAAGAGCUGCGACUAUAUACCAUCUGUAUACUAGUGUCUUUAAGGGGUCGAUUUGUGCGGUACCAAAGGCGUAACAAGGUAAUGCUGAUUUCCCAGUGAGAGGUUAAACGCCACUGGCUACAGGCUGUACAAAGUCACUUAAUCUUACUCUUUAAAGCCCAUGACCUGAAAUGGGCCUUAAAAAGUAAUUGUUUAAUAUAGCACUUCACAGCUCCGCAAUUGUAAUCAAGACCUUUGUGAUAACUGCACCUAAAUCAUCCUUCCUGGUUCUGGGAGUUUAUCCCCAUUCAUAAUGUAGCUGAUUAAAAUGACACACAGGACAGCCUUAUCUCACUCCUUACAGCCCCCUCCCUCCACCGAGUCAAGUUUCACCUUGGUUCCCCACCCUGCCGUUCGAUUUUCCUUCACCUUUCCUUUCCUUCCCGCUUGGCCCCGUCGGCUCAGAGCAACACCAGAGCGGGGAGGAGAGCAUCUCUUUCACCAAGUGGAUGGGAUGACCGGUGUGACAACUGUUGGGUGCUUCCAAACAUUCUUCCUUUCAAACUCAACCUGAAGAUGUCCCAGCCGGAAUUCACCUACGGGUGUGAAUUAGCCAUGUGGGAAGGCUGGGAGGGAGAGGGGACAAGAAACACCCAGAGCUGCUCAGAGAGACACUCUCUCUCUCUCUCUCUCUCUCUCUCCUGAGGCUGUGCCCAAACCUUUGUUCUUAGCACAUGGAUGAGCAGACUCAGAAAAAUCUGACAUGACAACUCUCUGGGUAGCUGAGUACCCUGGGAAGGUCACCGGGACCACCUCAAUGGGAAGCUCUGUACUAGUGUCAUCGAGAGGGAAAACUACAGGCAGAGCCACAUUGUAUCUGCUACAGGGUGCUGAAAGGGGCACACCUCUGCUGAAGGCAGGAGGAUGCUUGGGGCAAGGAGGCUGUGCCCCUGAGACCCUCCCCUCUCUGCCCUGAGGUAACCCGGCCCACCCAGCUAGGCCCUGAAAAGCGACUCAGUGGGCCUAAGAGGGGGAUAUAUGCAAGUUGCCAUUCACCCUUCCCUCUGACACCUCCCCUCUCCCCUAGCUAAACAAGCCCACCAAGCCAGUACAGCCCUGACACUGAACGGAGAGUCUGGAAACUUGGACUUUAGUCCCGAGCUGUACUGUAAGAUCGGAAUCACUCGUCCUCUCUUUACUUUGGUUUCCCUAUUUGUAAAGUGGAAAUUAGAAAUCCCUGCCUAACGGGGGCCUUGGGAGGAUAAAAUGAGGCCCUAGGUAUGGAAAAGCUUUCAGUUGGAGAGGUGCUUCAGAAUCUCAAGCAUCAAUGUUAUUUACGGCUUGGUGCCGGAACUGCAGAAAACCGGCUGCUCUUGGUUGCGCAGUGAAAGGAUUAGAGCCAUUACUCUGAUGUAUCGAAGUCCCUUUCUUGUUCUCUUCGGGCUAGAACUUCAAUCUUAUUUUCGCUGGAAUGAUCUCAGGGGCCCCAAAUUACCAGACACCAGUUUUAUAAUCAAGGACAAGUGUGCGUUCAAGCCCGGUGAUUUUUUGCAGGACAGCCGACGGUCUGCCGAAAACGGGGCCUUCGGAUCAGAAUCCAGGAGAAUCAGCACCAACUUUCGUGCCGUACCACGAGGCUGGGUGUUUGGUUUCCCCCUUGGGCCAUUUUGUCUCGGGAGAGACGGCUUUUUCAAUCCCGCAUCCUGCUGCUCGCUUGGUUUUCUCUACCCACAUCUGGUGUCCGAGGGCCCUGGGAGGACACCUAGAUCGAUUCCUUGUAAUGUUGGAGCAAGUCAGGGUGGGGGUUGAGAAGUUUGCGUUUAAUCCUGUGGGAGACAUCCCCCCAGUUCUGACUUCCAAAAUAGUCGGCGAGUUAAAACGUAUUUGCCAAGCCCUACCAACACUUUCUACAGUUUUCCCCUGGUUUAAAUAUUCUGAGCCUUUUUGCCUGCCUAUUUCUGUGGUCCAGCUGUCCCCUGAUAGAAAGCCAUUCGUAUCGGUUUGCUGCGUGCACAACAAUAUAGGAAUUGCCACGGGAAUAGGUCCAUAGCGCUGUAUUCUUACGGUACUCACCCUUUUUUUGGCUCCCAGGUGAAAUUUGGUAUUAGUGAAUGAGAGUUAUCGGAGACUAGUCCUCAUAUGUCAAGAAAAGGGAUGAGAAAGGAAUAAAAUACCUUAAGGAUUUGCCCAUAAUGGCAAGAGAGGGGAAUUCCUAAUAAUAAACCUAAAGUAUCCCGGGAUGUUUCAGGUUACUGAUGGGAAACGGCCCAGGCAACAACUCAAUGCUAUUUUUCGUUCCCCCCGCCCUGGCUUCCUCCUCCUACUGAAGCUUUUCCAUUUCAUCCACAGCCUCAUUUUCUCCCCAGCCUCUGCUGGAAAUGUGAGUCAGUGACCUGAAACACGAAGGAAUGUCGGAACCGUUGCAUAGCUGAUCACUCUAGGGUAAGGGAACGCAUUUCCAGGGAGAGCGUCGGCCUCUCGGGGUGGUCCUCCUUCGUUUUUGCCAAGUGUUUGAAUGUGCCCAAAAUCCGUCGAAGGAACUCAACGGGGUAUCCGCGACUGGAACCGUUCCGAGCCACGUGGAAUCCGUGGCCCGCGGGAGGUCCUCACGGGUGAAAACCGGAUCAUCACGGCCAAGUCGGGGCGGGGGGCGGGGGAGGUGGUCCGUCGCGAUCAUCAUCGGCCUGACAAAUUGGUGAAGCCUCGCGCUACUGUGGCCACCUCACCGCGAAUUCUUUGAUCCAGCUAUCGCGCCGGGAUCAAUUUCCAAGGCUGCGAUAGCUGCCCGGAAGAUACAUCACGAUCCUAGAAUUUACGAAAGUAUUUCACCCCAGGUUUCUCCGACUCUGGAAAUUAAGUCAAAUCCUUUUUCGGUUCUUAGUUAUAAAAUCUACUUGACCUAUCCAACUUUCUCACCCCGUCAAACCACCUCCUGUCGACUAUGAUGAGAUUUUUUUUUUUUACUUCUAACAUAUCCAAGAGGGGAUUUUCAAGUAUCUGGUUGAGUUUUCUAGCUAGGAUCGAACACUUUGCACUUCACAAGAGUUAGACACGGGCAGGCACUGGAGGGAGAGAAUUGGUCGUCGGGGAGAAGUUUCCCAUUUGACGGGGAGAAAAGAGCCGGUGUGUUUGUGCAGCUCAAACCCCCGCCCCCGAGAAGGGAGUUUGGCUUGCAGGCUGUACCAAGUUUCAGUGGUAAACGGUGAGCGGCAGAAGCCCAACUCUGAGUUUCCAAGCAGUGUUUGAAGACACCCCACCCGCCCUGCAAUAACUCUUACCGGAUCUAAAGUCCCCGACAAACAUUAAUGAUGUACUGUACAGAGAAAACUGAGAAAGUGUAUUUUACGUGAAAAAAACUAAUGUAAGAACACUGUAUAUUGUACUAGCAGCUUUGUGUAAAAAAGAGCCUUUUCGCAAUCAAGAGUCUAAUAUAUUUAAAACUUUUUUUAAAAAAAAAAAACCAACUUUGAUAUUGUACCGGAUUUGACUUCGCAAUGCACCUUUAAUGAUGGAAGAAAUGGUCACCUACCCCGUGGAAGCAACGUGUAAGAUUUCAAGUAAAUUGUACAUAAAUCACAUGCCAAAUGGGUAUGUAUGACAGUAUUAGCUUCUAAAUUCUGGUAUCUUUAAUAGAGUUUUUUAAAUUAAAAAUAUUAAAUUUCUUUUAAUAGAA
Messenger RNA from Ornithorhynchus anatinus (platypus), 8975 nucleotides. It is a transcript of the gene PPP1R16B, whose product is annotated as protein phosphatase 1 regulatory subunit 16B. Gene Ontology annotation, biological process: regulation of sprouting angiogenesis; establishment of endothelial barrier. NCBI's taxonomy places the organism in Eukaryota, Metazoa, Chordata, Mammalia, Monotremata, Ornithorhynchidae. The record is from RefSeq and is a predicted model, not a curated record. Gene Ontology annotation, cellular component: cytoplasm. Gene Ontology annotation, molecular function: enzyme inhibitor activity; protein phosphatase regulator activity; protein binding.